AUGAUAAAUGUUUCACCAAUAGGAAGAAAUUGUUCACAGGAAGAAAGAAUAGCAUUCUUUGAGUAUGACAAAGUAAGUGGAUCUUAACAUUUUUCACAUCUAAGCAUCUCUCCCUAACCGACAGACCAACCUGUUUUGUGAUAGAAAGGACAAUAGCUGCUCCCAUGUUUUUAGCUAUAUUUGGGACCAAAAUGUAAGUAUAGAAUACUUCUCAGUUGGUCUUUAAUUGUUAUUUUUCACAGGUUCACAAAGUUAGGGAUAAAUUUGUGUCUGUUUUGAGAGAAGAGUUUGCAGAUUAUGGACUACAGCUCAGUAUAGGAGGUCAGAUAAGUUUUGAUGUCUUCCCAAAAGGCUGGGACAAGACUUAUUGCCUGAAGCAUGUGGAAAAUGAUGGUUACAAGGAAAUUCAUUUCUUUGGGGAUAAGUGCUAUCAGGUGCAGUACUCUCUUGCUGUGUAUAACAAACAAUUAACAAUAUUAUUGGACGAGGUUGAGCAAAAUAUAGUGAUUUGUCUGUGGUGAGCAGUUCGGCUUCGGCAAAUAAUUGAUCUGCAAGACACUAUCAAAUCACGAUAUUUUGCGAUAACCGAGUUCAAUAAUAAUAUUGUGUUAUCAUUCGAUCGCCGAGUUGGUUUUUUUAAUGAAUAUCCUUGGGAAGCAAAGCGAUUUGCCAUUUUCACGCAAGAGUGAUUGCAAGAAGGAGAAAAGCACGGUUUCCUUUACGCAUGAGCAGAAUAUCAUUUGCAGCCAAACACUGUUGACGGCAUUGCGCAUGAGCAGACCAUUAUUUGUAGGCAGUUAUUUGCAGGUCACAUGGUUGGCUUUCGGCCAAUGAAAAGAAAGAAAAUUUGCUUCAAAUGAUAAUAAUUAUUAUUUGCAUUUAUCACAUGGCCAGUUUUUUGAAACCUUAGAAUGACAUUAACAGUCUGCCAGGCAAGGUAAAAUUAACUUUAAGCCAUGAGAUCAAUAUUAGUGGCCAGAGCAGGACUUGAAGCUGGACCCCCAAGGUUGCAAUCCAAUGCGCGGGUCUUGGCCAGUCUGCCCUCUUGACUGUUGGGAAGCAGCAUGGCGGAGUGAUCAGUGCAUCGGAUUUGCAAUCCGACAUUCCCAGAUUCGAGUCCUGCCUGGGCGCUGGAUAUGUUUUUGGUUGCCUCGCGUUGCUUCCUGCUAGUUGAGCUGGUUAAUUCUGUUACGUUCUAUUUGAAUACGUUUGUUUCUAAUAAAGUGGAUUUCCUGUAAACUGCUGGAUAAGCCUCUGUAAGUGCACUUUUCACUGUUGCAGUCAAACAGGGAAAACCCUGAAAACCAGAAAUAUUUCUGGAAUGUUAUUGUGUUGCAAGUAAAAAGCCACCCAGACGUGAAAAAACUAAACUGCAAGCAAGAACGUUGAUUAGUUUGUGGUUUUGUGGCUAGUUUGUGUGUUCUCAUCUUUGCUGUGAUUGGUCAUAACACAAUAAACAUUGCUGAAUUAUUUCACUGUUUUCCUGGUCGCACUGUAACCUUCAACCUGUCCAACAGACGACUCAUUGCUGGUAUCAAUCCAAGAUAAUAAGGAUCAAUCCUAAAAUUCCAGCAUUAUUGUUGCUGUAUACAAAACCUGUGCUAUUAUCUCUUACAUUAUAAUAAUAAUAGCUACAGUCUUGUUUAAAUAUUAAUAAUAAUAGUAAGAAAAAAUAUUUAAGUAAUACUGUAUAUUUUUGACUUUGUAUGUGUAUUUUUUAACCAUUUUCAUAUUCACUUUCAGGGUGGUAAUGACUAUGAAAUUUUCAUGGAUGAGCGAACAAAGGGACACAAAGUUACUUGUCCAGAAGACACCAUGAACCAACUGAAAGAACUGUUCUCUGUCAGCUAG
Messenger RNA from Porites evermanni, 1851 nucleotides. The record is from the annotation of a GenBank genome assembly. NCBI's taxonomy places the organism in Eukaryota, Metazoa, Cnidaria, Anthozoa, Scleractinia, Poritidae.